AGCGCGAAAAACGGAAAAAAAGCAUGUCAACAGUUGAAAGAUGUAGCACGUUGAAAUCAGCUUAUUCCUGUGCAUGAAUCCGUCAGAAAGCAAUGGCUUUUCACUCCAUUUUCAUUGUGCCACCCAACUUGACCUGUUAAGAAGUCAUUAAAGGAGCAAGCACACUCACUUCCUGGCUCUUGAAAAGGAUUUUGGCUGGCUGUUUAUUCAUGUUAGCACUUUGGAAUAAAACACAUGAAGAGAACAGUAUAGGGAAAAGGCAAUGAAUCAGAACGAUUCGUCUGCCUCAGUUAUGGAAGCACAAGCAAUAGAAAGGGAGGAGAAAGCGGCAUCAGUGUUCAACUCCAACUCCAAAGCCACUUCCAAGUCUUCAGUAGUUAGUGCUGCUGCUAGAGCUAGAGCUAAAGCUGAAGCUGCACGCAGAGCCACAUUCGCUCAGAAGGAGUUAGAACUGAAAAGACAGAGAGCUAGAUUGGAUUUGGAAAAGGCUACAGUAGAAGCGGAUUUAGAAGCUCUAGGACUGGAAAAGGCAGCUGCUGCUGCUAUUGUAGAGGCUGAAGUUUUAGAAGCUGCAGCAGGACCAGAAUAUGAGGAUAGGUACAGCGCCAGGAGUCGCAUCUCAUCGCAGAUAACAUGUCAGUGUACAAAGGCAUAUGUGGAACAUCAGGCUCGAGCCAGCUUUGAAACUGCAUCGUCUGUGGAUAUAACUCCUCAUUGUUUUAAAGAAGCAUCGCCACCAAGACAGCAGGAAGCUCCUGAAUUAACCCCUGCACACAACUGUGAUGCCACGCCUACAAGGAACACACAGCAAAGUGAGUGCUUAUCAGCACCUCAGCCUCAGACAAGCCUGUUUAAGCGCUCCAACCCGCACUCUCAGCCUCUCAGCUCACCUCAGAACCCCCAGUCCUCCUUUAAAGCCUAUCAGGAGCAGAGCUCUCCCUCAUUCAGUCAUGCUAGCCAAUCAAACCACUUCAUACAGAGCAACCCACAGCAUUCUUCUUCUGCUCCAGCCGCUAACAUGAUAGACUUCUAAAGGCUUCUAAAAGAAUACAGACGUUGUUUCAAGUGCUGUUCUGGUACUCAUGUGGCUAGAGAAUGUCCAGCAGAGCUGAAAUGCAAUGAGUGUGAAAGCAAUCAACAUUGCACUGUCAUGCACCCAGACACUGCUGUCUCCGCUGCACCAUCUCCUCCGACAGAAUCAGACGUAGAACACCAAAACAGCUCUCCUCCAGAGUGACCUCCAGGUGCACCAAGGUCUGCGGCGAAGGUCUCCCACCAAGGUCCUGCGCCAAGAUAUGUUUAGUCCGGGUUUUUCCCCAAGGACAGCGAGAACGCUCAAUCAAGAUGUAUGCCAUCCUCGACGACCAGAGCAAUCGAUCACUGGCCAGGUCUGAGUUUUUUAAGAUGUUUGACAUCCAAGGGGACCAUACAGCUUACCUGAUGAGGACUUGUGCUGGAACCACGGAAAUGACUGGGAGAAAGGCUGUUGGUUUUCAGAUCGAAGCAUUGAAUGGUGAAGUGUGUUUGGACUUGCCUCCGCUCAUUGAAUGCAAUGAAGUUACGAGCAACAGAUCGGAAAUCCCUUCUCCAGAGAUCGCUCACUCCCAUGCUCACUUGAGAUCCAUGGCACCUCACAUCCCAAAGAUCGAUCCUAAAGCACAGAUCUUAAUCCUACUGGGGAGAGACCUCAUGCAAGUUCACAAGGUGAGAGAUCAAAUCAAUGGACCCCACAAUGCUCCCUUUGCCCAGCGUUUGGAUUUAGGAUGGGUUAUAGUAGGGAAGGUUUGCAUCGAUAGUACAUACAAGUCCACUGUAUCAGUCCUUAAAACCCAUGUCCUACAGAAUGGACGCCCAUCUUUUCUGAUGCCUUGCCAGAAUCACAUCAGUGUGAGAGAGAGAGUAGGCUACGGCGGGGAGCACAGACAGUCUAUCUCCGCACAGCUGACAACAUAUCCUGCCUCUGGUGUUACUGCAAAAGAUAAACUCGGACGAGAUGUGUUCGUGAGAACGGAAGAUGAUAACAAACUUGCCUUGUCCUUCGAAGAUGAGACCUUUCUGGAGAUCAUGCAAGCAGAGUUCAAGAGAGAUGAGCAAAACAGUUGGAUCGCUCCUCCACCAUUCAGAACACCCAGACCAUGCCUUCCAAACAACCGUGCUCAAGCUCUCUCCCAUCUUCAUUCAUUGCAAAGCACAUUGAACAAAAAUCCUACAAAUCAGAAUCCAGCUGAUUUAGCCACCAGAUCUGUACCUGCGUCACGGCUCACAGACACUAUGUGGUUUACAGGGCCAAAAUUCCUUCACAAACCACACCAACCAAAAACACCCAGAUCGUUUGAGCUGGUGGAUCCUGAGGAAGACGUUGAUGUGAGGCCUCAGCUGACCACUCUUGCUACUUCGCUCAGAGAAAGUGAACUCACCUCAGAACGAUUGCAAUGGUUCUUGACCUGGGAGUCCUUGCUGAGAGCAGUUUCCUUCUUGAUCCAUCAGAUUCACUCACACAGGACAAACUCAACAGUUACAUGUAAAGGAUGGCAUCAGUGCAACCAACCUCGCACUCCAGAAGAGUUAGAAGCGGCAAAGAUCGUCAUAAUCAAAGCUGCCCAGAGAGAUGCUUAUCCAGAAGAGUGUGUCGCACUACUAGAGAACAGGGCCAUACCAAAAUCCAGCACGAUUCUGAAUCUCGACCCUUUCGUGUGUGAUGGUCUCCUGCGAAUAGGAGGACGUCUGAGACAUGCUUCAGUCAAUCCUGAGGUCAAAAACCCAAUCAUUCUCCCGAAGCGAAGUCACGUCACAAGAUUGCUUGUGAGUCAUCAUCAUGCGAAAGUGAAACACCAAGGAUGGCAGUUCACAGAGGUAGCAAUCAGGGCUGCUGGUCUGUGGAUUGUUGCUGGCAAAAGAUUAAUAGGCUCAGUUCUUCAUCGCUGUGUCACAGAGGAAAACUUGAGACACAAAAGAUGGCUGACCUCCCUUCAGAACGUCUGAGCUCAUCUCCACCAUUCACGUAUGUAGGGUUAGAUGUUUUUGGAUCCUGGAAUGUGAUCAGUCGACGCACAAGAGGCGGAAUGGCUCAAAGUAAGCGAUGGGCUAUACUUUUUACAUGUAUGAGCACCAGGGCUUUACAUGUGGAAGUUAUAGAGUCCAUGGAUACUGCCAGUUGUAUCAAUGCCCUGCGAAGGAUCUUCGCCUUAAGAGGGCCAGCUAAGCAGCUGAGAUCAGACAGAGGCACGAACUUUGUGGGAGCCAGCUCUGAGCUGUGUAUGGAACGAGCUGAUCCAGGUCAAGCCUCCACUCUUAAGUUCCUCCACGAGAAUGGUUGUACCUGGGAAUUCAAUCGCCCACACGCAUCCCAUAUGGGAGGAGUCAGGGAGUGCAUGAUCGGCAUAACCCAAAGAAUUCUUGACUCCAUGUUGCUGCAAACCAGACAUACUCACCUGACCCAUGAAGUGCUUUGCACCCUCUUGGCAGAGCUAUCUGCUAACAUCAACGCAAGGCCUUUGAUCCCAGUCUCUUCUGAUCCCACUUCUCCAAUGAUGUUGACCCCUGCUAUGCUCUUGACCCAAAAACCGGGGAUACCUGCUCUACCUGGAGGCUUCAAUGAAAAGGAUCUCUUCAAGUGUCAGUGGAAACAAGUCCAAGCAUUGGCAAACGAAUUCUGGUCUCGAUGGAGGGAUGAAUAUCUCCACACCCUUCAGCCAAGAUGCAAAUGGCACACACCACAUCGUAACCUGCAGGUUGGAGACAUAGUGCUGCUGAAGCAGAGCCAGACACAUCGCAACGAGUGGCCGAUGGGGCUUGUCGUCUCCACCUUACCAAGCAGUGAUGGACAGGUCCGCAAAAUUGAAGUCAGGACGUCGCAAGACAAAAUAAAGACUUUCUUGAGGCCUAUCUCUGAUGUCUUGCUCCUGGCAAAAGAAAAUCAAAGUUAAAGUACAGAUGCUUUAGUGGCAUUAGUGCCAGACGGGGAGUGUUCGGCCCCAAGUGUUUAAUAUGUUAAGAAGAUCGAUUUUAUUAGAAAAGAUCUGUUUGUGUUUUUAAUUUUGAGAGUGCAUUGCUGAGCUUUUAUUUUGAAACUGUAGAAUACAGGAAGUAGGAAGCGCUGAGCAGCGUGAAAAACGGAAAAAAAGCAUGUCAACAGUUGAAAGAUGUAGCACGUUGAAAUCAGCUUAUUCCUGUGCAUGAAUCCGUCAGAAAGCAAUGGCUGUGGUGAACAGCGUGGCCGAUGAUGUUUUUGGCCGAAAGUUGGAGACUUCGGGUGGCAAAGAAGUUGUGGACCGUGCGUCAAUAUCGGUUCAAUGCCAUGCACAGUGGUGGGAUGGAGGAACCACUGGCGAGGAUGGAAAAUCUAAGCAAAGCAACAGGAAAGAGCACUGAACAAGAAUCUUCACACACGACUGAAGUACUGCACAAUGUUUGGGAGAAUGUCCCUAUGUAAAUAGCAGUGUUGGUUAAUCGGGAAGACGGAGGAAUACGUCCAUACAGAUUUGAACCUGUGUCUGUCAAUCAUGGUGAAUAUUUGGAUGGAGUCUGACUACUCUGAGGCAGACGCGCGGGACACACCAUCCAUCUUAUCAAUUUUGGAGUGUUUUUAGGACAGUUAUUAUGAUGCAAAUCUUUGUGAUGCGGUUUCCUUUCAUACUUUUACGUUGUCUUUGUGAUGCGGAAUUCUAGAAUGUUUUGAGGAAUACCUACAUGAGGACGAGAAAGACCGUCUUUGGGACAAAGUACACUGGUUGGGACAAACUACACAGACGCCUGCUGCCUUUUGUCUUCGGACAUUUGGACAUUUCGGGAUCAUUCGCUAACUUGGAAUAUUCGCUGGAAAGAACAUUUGCCUGUUUGGGAAUAAUCGUUCAACGCGGUGACAGCAACAAUGUACCAGAGGCUUACGGGGGAAGUUUUCGAAGGCUAUGCGAGUUGUCUGUCAGAUUACGUCAAAUGAUUGUAAGACAGCAGCUGAGCAACCUCCAAGUGUACGAGGAACGGAAGUUGAGGUGAACCUACGAAUUCGCUGGCUUCACCACUGCCUCAGGGGGCCAGAGCUGGCCAGAACAAGAGUGUCAGGUAGCGAACUGCAAUUGAAGAUGCUGUACCACUUACACCUGAUAUCUUCCACACUUCUCAGUCUAACUUGGACAGGAGCAGAACGGAGCUGAGCUCAGUCUUAAGAACUUUGGACAGCGACUCAGCGCUCCCAAGCGAGCCGAGCCGGGCUUCACCAGCAGCGUGACUCCGGCGCCGGCUCGGGAUAUGCGGUUGUCCCCCCGCCCUUGCGUCGCGGGCUGCAGCGGACUCGAGUUCAGUUCAUGAGCAGUGACAGCUGAGGUAUGCCCUCGAAGGCAGUGCACCCAGAGUUGCAUUCAGCAUGAAGGCGGCACAAGGGACUGAGCGAGUAGAGCACUCGAUGGCGAAACUUACGUAGGGCUGAAUCUUCUGCGAAGCUUAUCUAGAGUUGCCUUCAUACAAUUCCAAGACUUGUUUUGUUUUGCGCGCCAUGGGGAUAAGACACCUUCUGGUACUUCUCAUUUAUCUGGAUCCACUCAGUGUGCUGGGUGCAGCCACGGGUGGUAAAAAAACUAAACAGCCGAACAGGAAGGCUCCCAAAGCAACCGCGGCGCCCACGGCGGCCCCGCAGCCGAAGACGCCGCAGCCCGCACCGGCCAGAAACCACGACACCUGCCUGGGUUAUUACGACGUCAGCGGGCAGUAUGACAAAAUGUUCGAAUGCAACAACACGGACCACCGAUACUGCUGCGGGACUUGCUACCUGCGCUUCUGCUGCGAGUACAAGAAAGACAAACUGGAUCAAAAAGCCUGUAAGAACUAUCAAACCCCGGUGUGGGUGCAGACGGCCGCCCCGUCCCCAGUACCGACGGGGGAGACUUUUGAGGGCAUGGACCAGACCAAUACGGCGGUCUACAUCACCUGUGGGAUCAUAGCUUUCAUCAUAGUGAUGGGAGUGUCUGCCAAAGUUGCUUAUGACAAAGCAACAGAACCGCCACAGGAGAUGAAUAUACACAGGGCCCUUGCUGACAUCCUGAGGCAACAGGGGCCCAUUCCCAUUUCUCAAUACGAUUGUGAAAACUUUGCAGCGAUGAACGGGUCAUCCAAAGACAACACUCCAGUUCGAACCUCGUCGAAGAACCACUACACUCCUGUUCACACCUCCAAAUCCAACCACGGUCACUAUGCGAAGGAAAGUGUGCGGAGCAGUGGCGGUGCGGACCUUCACAACUUCAUCUCCUCUGGCUUUGUGACACUCGGGCGAGGUCCUCAGAAAGGAGAAAAACAUUGGCCAGUCCGCUCCCAGAGUCACCAUGGUACCCAUCAGCACAACUAUAACCAUGUGGCUCUAGGUAGCCCCAUACGCACACCUAAGAAUGCCCACCGAUCAUUGAGGCGUGAAAACAAUCGGAUAGGUGGCAUCCUGACCUCGCAGACGGAGCCCUACGACUUGUCUUUUUCACGCUCCUUCCAGAGUCUGUCCCACCUGCCGCCCUCCUACGAGGCGGCCAUCAAAGCCGACCUCAACCGCUUCUCGUCCCUGAAGAAACUGACCGAUAAAGAAGUUGAGGACUACUACACCCGUAAGCGGCACCUGCCUGACCUGGCAGCAAGAGGCACUCUUCCCUUGCAUGUUCUUAAAAUCACUCAAGACCAGCAUCGGGAACAACAACAGCUUCAGAGUCAGGUUCCGCAGUCUUCCAUCUUGCAAGCAACUCCCCAGUCACAGUCAUCCCAACAGCAGUCCCAGCAAAGACAGAGACCCCGCCGUGUCCAGAGAGCCAUGUCCCAAGAUCGGGUCCUGUCCCCACAGAGAGUCCCACAACAGGAUUACAACACAUCCUCCAAUGGUAUGUCGCCUUAUGGAGGCCGGAUUCUCUCAGACGAACAGCUGCUGUCUGCUGAACGUCUUCGAUCUCAGGAGCGACUGCUUCCACAAGACCGCCACACUUCCCAAGACCGUCUGUACACCAAAGACCGCAUGUACUCCAAGGAUCGACUUCUCUCACAGGAUCACCUCUACUCAAAAGACCGCCACUACUCUCAAGAACGACUCUACUCACAAGAUCGACUCUACUCUCAAGACCACCUUCUAUCCCAGGAUCCUCUGCUCUCGCCAGACAAGCUGAUGAUGUCCUUGAAGCGUGGCAUGGUCAGCAGUAUCUCCGGUGGGUUUUAUGGAAGUGACAAGUCCAUGUCGCGUGCCAUCUCCCAUACAGACGUCUUCAUCCCCACCACACCUCUUCUGGAUCGCUACAAGAUGACCAAAAUGUACUCCCAUCCCAGUGCCUCGAACAACGGCGGUGGUGGAGUCAGCGCUGGAACUCCAGGAGGAGCAGCGGCCCCACACUCCAAUACAUUAGCAAUGAACCAGACUGUAUCCAAGCGGCAGGCAUUUGCCGCCAGACGAACUCACACUGUGGAGCAGCUCCAUUACGCUCCACAGCAUCACCAGCAGCAACAACAUCCACAGCACUACCGCACAGGAAGCAAGACUGAAGUGACUGUGUAAUGGCAACCACAGAGUGCCUGAACUGCACAGACAACUGUAUCAUUGGCCUAGGUAAGCCGGUGUACUCACUACUCUUAUUAGAGUAGGGCAGUAGUGAUUUCAGUUUACCUUGACCCAUGUUCCAGGACCAAGGAUAUCCACUAUCUUAAUGUGAGAGACCGGUAAAAUGAGCUACACUGUACACUACAUUCAGAUUAUUUUUAUUUGGGAGUUACAAAAUUAUCAUUUAUUUCCCAAAUAUAGCUCCCACAUUUUCAUUAUCUUCAAUCCAUGCAAAGGCCCUGGCCUCAUUUUUUCUCUUUUCAAGCCUGGACUGACACCCCCCCCCCCCCCCCUUGUCCAGCCAGUCUCCUCUAUCAAUGAACUUUUCUGGCAAAUCUUAAAGGGCUUUGCACAGUGAAACCCACAGGCCAAAUUCCUCCUUGAUUUCUGAUGUGCAACACAGAUGAAGAGCUUGGAUGAACCUGUAAUAACAUUAUAAAUAUAUAAAUAAAUUGAUGGAAAUAAAACAUUUCUGCACCCUGUUGUACUCAUAACUAUGAAGCCUCUCAAAGAGAGAAGCUAAAAUGGAUGUUAUUUGCACUCUCAGGUGCCUAUAACAGAUGUUCCAUUUCUAAAAAUAAAGUGGUUAUGUGGGUUACAAAGCACAAUCAUUGAGAGGAAAAUAAUUACACUGUUUCUGAGUUUUUAGUAAUGGCUAGAAUUUUGUUGAACGCAAACCAAGAUAAUGAUAUAUUUUUGUUUUCUUUGCUUCAAGUAGACGAUUGUAAAUACGCUAUAUUAGAAACAUGAUCCUGGACAGGUCUGAAUUGAAUGGACUUAGUAUUAGACUGUCUGUUUUGAAUCGAUUCUAUAAAGAACAACGAAAAAUUGUCACUGUUUUGUGAGUUCAGAUUAGAAACCCACUUAACCAAGUAUUUGACGGGAAAAAAAGUAUUAUACUGUGUGUGUCUUUGCAAAACUGUUUAUAGGGAGAAAGGAAUGACUGUGAAGAUACAAAGUAAUACCACUGUUCAUACUUGGAUAUGUACUGUGUUCCACUGACAUCAAAGAAGGUGAAAAUGGAUUAUAAUGCUUGUGGGGACAA
Molecule: messenger RNA, 8600 nt
Organism: Syngnathoides biaculeatus (alligator pipefish)
Lineage: Eukaryota; Metazoa; Chordata; Actinopteri; Syngnathiformes; Syngnathidae
Gene: shisa6b
Product: protein shisa-6
Exons: 17
Coding region: 5492-7513 (673 amino acids)
Biological process (GO): regulation of short-term neuronal synaptic plasticity; regulation of AMPA receptor activity
Cellular component (GO): AMPA glutamate receptor complex; dendritic spine membrane; postsynaptic membrane
Source: RefSeq, a predicted model, not a curated record